AUGCAUGUGGGCAAGCAAUACGAAACGACUGCAGAGAUCAGACGGCCUUCAAGUAGGGAUGCUGUGCAGCCAAUUGGCCCACAGAGCUUCCGCACUUUGAUACGUUCACCCCGAAUGAGAGGAGGGCAAGAGGGAUGAGCAGGGAGAAGCGGGCCGGGUACGUGUUCAAUCUCAAGCAAUCUGGGGGCGCAAUGUUCUUGAUCAAAGGCGGGUUGGGGGGCAGAGGAAUCCCAUUGGCCUUCCUAAGUAAGCACAACAUAGUAAGUGGGAUCAAGAUGCAAUGGGGAAGAGAGGUAACGAAGUGUAUAGAAGAAUUUCUACUGCUGUGAGUUCCGGGUUUUUGAUAUAAAAGCCUGGUAUUCCCUAAAGAGUUUGUCCUCACCAGUUCUCACAGCAAUUGCUUUCCGACCACCAGCAACCUUUCACCAAUCCUCAAUUGAUCUUUCUAUCUUUCUCUCCGUCUUCCCAUCUUUGCCACUUCCCCUAGCGAUUCCAAAAAUGGGCUAUACGUGGACCCCGGUAAAAGCCCUCAUUCAUGAGCUAUACGUCGUCCAAAACCGGUCCCUCCGCCAAGUGAUGAAACACUUGGAGGACAACAGGUAUUGGGCCAAUUCAGGGUCGGAGAGAGGUCCCUGGUAGGUUAAUUUCUAUUUCACAAAAUCCGACUACUGAGAGAGGACUGCAGCGAGUCUUCCGGCUUCUAAUUUAACGGAAACACAAGGAAAGACUAACGGUACUAAAUCUUCAGUGCGCGAACGUUUAGAGACAAGCUCUCCAAGUGGGGGUACCUCAGGAAGGAUGUUCCGGAUGGGGGUAUGGAGGACGAGGGGGCAGAUAGGGUCGCCGGGGCCGGGGCUGGUUCAUCAAUGAACACCACGAACUCUGGGUCUGUUGCGGAAGAUCCUAACAGUGUAUCGCUCCAGGUGGGAUAUGGUGGCGGAGCGGCCACGACUCCUUCUGGCUUAGAGUUUGGGGUUUACCCCGGGACUGUCCAAUUCCGCGAGUCGGGCUGGGAAAACCGCCAAGCUGAACAACUUCAUUGCGACGACACCCAGGACUGUCAGCAUCCGGAGUGUUGGGCGUUUCAGGGUGAGGCUUUCAGUCAAACAAGUAGUCAAAGUUAUUAUUUCCCCCUCAGUCAUGAGGCUUUUGUUUAUAUCGUUUUGUGGCUGACGAUAAACGGGGUGAAGCGGCAGUGGAUGAUGGUGAAUGCACGUGCGGCGUCGACAUUAUGUGCAGGGCUUGUGUGAUAGCCUGCGCCGAUCUGAGUGAGUAGAAAGGCUGAUUGUGAGCGAAGGAAUGGUCUUGGUGAAGGGAAAUAUUGUCUCGCUGGAGCUGGCUGGUUAUUCGGAAGGCAUGAGGAUUGGAAAGUUGGACGAUAAGUUUACUAGUUAA
Messenger RNA from Tuber aestivum (summer truffle), 1395 nucleotides. Lineage: Eukaryota; Fungi; Ascomycota; Pezizomycetes; Pezizales; Tuberaceae. The record is from the annotation of a GenBank genome assembly.